UCUAGUCUUCCUAGUCUUUGGCCAUCAUCACCACACAAUAAAGUGAACAGUGAGCAUACAACUUCACAGGCACAAAUACCCACUUCCAAAAGCAUAACUCCCUUUCCUUCUAUUUAAUUGACUUGUCAUCAAUGCCUUCUUUCUUGGUUAUUUCUGAUAGGUUUCUUUAUUGGAUUCGUACGGUCUCUAUUUUCUUAUCUGCUUGUUCCAUGUGAUUGGAAUGAGAGUGGAGGCGGGUUUUGGGAGCUGAUCGAUCAUACUGUGGAGGAGAAGGAGAGAAGAUGGAGAAGCAAUAUGGAAGGAAACCCAAAAGUACAGGCCUAAUAGAUCACGUCUUCUCUUGGUCUCUCAAUGAUGUACAAAACCAAGCUCUUUACAAAGACAAGGUGAGUCCAAUCCCAGAUAAAUUCUCUUCAAGGCAGCAUUACAUGGGAUCAUUCAUUGUGUCGCUCAUAGAGGAAACCCGUGCUGAUUUGUCUUCAAGCAUUAGAACAGCUUGUGAAGCAUCUGAGUCUGAGUCUGAGUCCAGUACAUGGGAGCCAACUUCAGUGGAUACACCUGCUAGAGAAGUGAUGUCUAUUGAAAAAUCCUCACAAUUCAAGCUUCCCAGAUACUUACUAUAUGAUGUUUCACUGAAGAGCGUAGAAGGUAAUGGAAAUAAUGCGGAAGUGUAUGAGCCUCAGGCAGGAGACAUCAUUGCAUUAACAGAUAAAAUACCAUACUACAUCGAGUCAGAAAGUUGUUACAAUAUCGCUUUAGUUACAGGAUCUUAUGGAAAAACCUCUGAUAAGCUCCAAAUACAGUUGCCAAAGCCCAUGAUGCAUGAACAAAUCAUGUCGGAUAAUAAGAAGAGACGAACUAUUUAUGCGGUAUAUUUGAUAAAUAUUACUACAAAUAAUUGUAUAUGGGAGGCAUUGCACCGGAGUCCUCGUGGGGGAAACAUCAGAAUUAUCGACAAAGUUCUGCAAACUGACUCCUCAGCUGGGAGAGGAUGUGCUAUGUGCUCCUCUGGUUCAGAGGCCUUCAAAUCUGUAACAGAUUUAGAGGACAGGAUUCGAUCUUUCGGUCUAAAUCUUUCCCAAGAAGAAGCUGUUUUAAGCUGUAUUUCUGCAGCCAUGUGUCAUCAUGAGAAUAGUGUAAAACUGAUAAAGGGUCCUCCUGGAACAGGGAAGACGAAGACCGUCGCCUCGUUAUUAUUUGCUGUCUUGAAGAUGAAAUGCAGGACUCUUGCUUGUGCCCCAACUAAUACUGCAGUUUUACGAGCGACGGAGAGGCUGUUGAGCUUUGUUAAAGGGUCUCUUGAGAAUGGUACUUAUGGGAUGGGAGAUAUUGUUCUUUUUGGGAGUACUAGGGGAAUGCAGAUUGAUAGUGACGAUGAACUUCACGAUAUCUUUCUUGAUUCCCGUGCUAAUAUCCUAGCCCGGUGUUUCGCUCAAGGUUCCGGGUGGAAACACAGCUUAGAAUCUAUGAUAACUUUGCUGCAAAACCUUGAACGAAACUACAAUUUAUGCUUGGGGAACAGAGAAGAUGAAGGCAAUGAGGAACAGGGGAAACAGGGGAAGCAGGGGAAGCAGGGGAAGGGAAUUUUCAUAGAUGAGAAGGAAGAAAUCGAUAAAAAAAGUUUUCAAAGCUUGAAAUUCAGUGGUGGAGAAUGUGAUGAUUUCUUUAUAUCCCAGGAUUUUGUGGAGAGGUUUGAUUUGGUUCAUGGGCAGCUGAAGGUUUACACUGUAAAUUUGUACACCCACUUGCCAACCUCAAUGAUUCCACUAGAUGUGAUGAAAAAUAUGGUCAGAGCUCUGAAUUUGCUGAAAAAUCUAUCAGAUUUGUUGCAUUCUAUAGAGGAAGACCUCGAUAAAUUUGAAGAUAAAGGAAAAAGGAUCCGUCGGCUUCCUGAAUUGCAGAGGAGAACAGAAGUCUGCCUUCAAACACUCAGAAGCCUUGGCAAAAUGUUCUCUGUUCCAACUCUUGCUAAUGAAUACAAAAUCAAAAGUUUAUGUUUGAAAAAUGCCGUCUUGAUUUUCUGCACUGUUUCGAGCUCAUCCAAAUUACUGCACACCAAAGAUAUGAAAGCCAUUGAAUUGCUGGUUAUUGAUGAAGCUGCUCAGCUAAAAGAAUGCGAGUCCACCAUUCCUUUGCAAAUUUCUGGAAUCCGCCAUGCAGUUCUAGUAGGAGACGAGAUGCAACUACCGGCAUUGGUGAAAAGCAAGGAGUUGGAGAAUACCAAAUUCGAAAGAAGUUUGUUCGAGAGAUUGGUAUCAUUGAGACACUACAAGCACCUUCUUGACGUCCAAUACAGAAUGCAUCCAUCCAUAAGCCUUUUUCCCAAUAACGAAUUCUAUGAAGGAGAUAUCAUCAAUGCUCCAAAAGUGAAAGAAGCUAUCUACACUAGGCGCUUCCUCCAUGGAAGCAUGUAUGGGCCAUUCUCUUUUAUAAAUGUAGCUUCCACAGUGCCAGAACUUGAGGAAUUUAAUGUAAGACAUAGCUCAAAAAACAUGGUGGAGGUAGCUGUGGUCUCUCAGAUCAUUGCAAGCCUCUUUCAAGAAACCAAAGCCAGAAAAGAGAAAGUUAGUGUUGGUAUCAUAUCACCAUACAAGGCUCAAGUUCAUGAAAUUCAGAAAAAACUUGGGAAGGCAUAUAGCACAGAUGCAGAGAGUGAAUUCUCUAUCAAAGUUUCUACUGUUGAUGGAUUUCAAGGUGAUGAAGAGGAUGUGAUUAUUAUCUCCACUGUCAGAUGUAACGGUGGAGGCCACAUCGGUUUUGUCAAAAAUUAUAGAAGAGCAAAUGUGUCUCUUACCCGAGCAAGGCAUUGCCUUUGGAUAACAGGAAAUGCCAGGACUUUAGAGGACAGUCACUCUGUUUGGGAAAAAGUAGUCCAGCAUGCUAAAGCGCAGAGGUGUUUCUAUAACGCUUAUGAGGAUACCAACCUGGCCAAGGCUCUCAUUGUCUGCUUCCUUGAGCGUUACCAUCUUGAUGGUGUACACCAUAUGGCUUCUCAACUCUUCAGGAACACAAGAUGGAAGGUCUUUUUUGAUGACAAGUUCUGGGAAUCCAUGGCCAAGAUUAUGAACACCGCGGUUCACAAGGAAGUACUUUCUCUGCUAGAGAAGCUCUCAAGUGGUUGGCGUCCCAAAGUCAGAAACCCAUAUGCCAUCAAUGGGACUCAUUUGAUGCAGUACAUUAUCAAAAGGCAGUUCCAUCUCCUUUGGGCAGUAGACAUUGUGGAGGAGAAUUCAUGUUACAUCCAGGUUUUGAAGGUUUAUAACAUUGUGCCAUCUCAUGAGACAACAGGAGUAACACGGGACCUUUGUGCUUCAUUUGAGAAAUUCACCAUUGACCAUAUCAACCGUUGCAAAUAUACAAGUGGACAAGGGGAAGCUCCUAUGAUAUGGCAGAUGCCUUCUAAGGGUCUCUAUAGAGGAUUUCAUUAGAAGCAUAUGCUUACAAGAUGAAGGAGAUUGAGUAGAGGAUGAAGGAAUGAAAUUUAUGGAGCUAGUUCAUGGAAGGAAAAUGAAAAUUCUUCAUUCCCUUUCUAAUGGAAUGAAGUAGCAACCAAUGGAAUGAUAUUCUCAGUUCAUCCUUGUAUUGCCACCAAACAAAUCCUUGCCUAGUGGAUUGUAUUGCUAUUUAAGAUGUGAGAAUUGCUUUUCUAUUGUAAAUAUGAGUGGGUUGUUGCUAGGAAUUAUUUUUUUGUCCCAUUGGGAUUUUUCUCU
Messenger RNA from Vitis riparia (riverbank grape), 3710 nucleotides. RefSeq lists its product as uncharacterized. Gene Ontology annotation, molecular function: helicase activity. NCBI's taxonomy places the organism in Eukaryota, Viridiplantae, Streptophyta, Magnoliopsida, Vitales, Vitaceae. The record is from RefSeq and is a predicted model, not a curated record. The transcript is spliced from 10 exons. Bases 282 to 3428 code for a protein of 1048 amino acids.